Lactuca sativa (garden lettuce) is the source of this 2224-nucleotide messenger RNA. RefSeq names its product putative E3 ubiquitin-protein ligase ARI2. NCBI's taxonomy places the organism in Eukaryota, Viridiplantae, Streptophyta, Magnoliopsida, Asterales, Asteraceae. The record is from RefSeq and is a predicted model, not a curated record. Gene Ontology annotation, molecular function: ubiquitin-protein transferase activity; zinc ion binding. Gene Ontology annotation, biological process: protein ubiquitination.
UGUCAAUACAAUGGCUCCAAAUUGUACCUCACACUUUGACAUACCAUAAUAAUCGUACCGCUUAAGCUUUGCCCCCUCAUCGCAAGUAAACCCCCUUUUUCUUCCCAUUAUUCGCCGGCGUUUUCACCUCUUUUCAACUUGAUCGUUCCAUCAACACCUAUCCAAAUCAUCGAAACCCUCAAAUCUACCAAUCGAUUUUUGAUUACAAGGGUUUAUCAAUCGAAUUCUGUACGCUUACACCCGCCGUUUGUUGAAGUGCGAUGGAAGUGGAGGAUUGCAUGAGCAGCGGCGGAGAAGAGGAUUACUAUUGCUCCGAUCGUGACUCCCUCGACGAUGCGCUCGAGAACGAAGACUCUGAUUCUCAGUGGGCUCCUCCUAAAGGUUCAUCAUCCAAGGUCAUCACAAAAGAGUCUCUUUUGGCUGCACAGAGGGAAGAUUUACGCAGAGUUAUGGAGUUACUUUCUUUAAGGGAGCACCAUGCACGUACACUACUUAUACAUUAUCGUUGGGAUGUUGAGAAGAUAUUUGCAGUGCUUGUAGAGAAGGGAAAAGAUCGUUUAUUUAAAGAGGCUGGCUUACCUAUGCUUCACUCUCAUGACCUUGAUCCUUCAGUGUCUACUUGUACAACAAUGUGUGAUAUAUGCAUGGAGGAUUUGCCAUCUAGUGAGCAGACAAAAAUGGACUGUGGCCACUGCUUUUGUAACAAUUGUUGGACAGAGCAUUUCAUUGUAAAAAUAAACGAGGGACAGAGUAAACGUAUCCGAUGCAUGGCCCACAAAUGCUAUGCAAUAUGUGAUGAAUCCAUAAUCCGGAAUCUAGUUGGCAAAAGGCAUCCGGAUUUGGUAGAAAAAUUCGAUCGGUUUCUUCUCGAGUCAUAUAUCGAGGACAAUAAGAUGGUGAAAUGGUGUCCAAGCACUCCUCAUUGUGGGAAUGCAAUCCGUGUUGAAGAAGAUGAGUUUUGUGAAGUGGAAUGUUCAUGUGGGAAUCAAUUCUGUUUCAGUUGCUUAUGUGAAGCCCAUUCCCCUUGCUCAUGUGCAAUGUGGGCACUCUGGACUAAAAAAUGUAAGGAUGAAUCAGAAACAGUUAAUUGGAUUACAGUUCAUACAAAACCAUGUCCAAAGUGUCACAAACCAGUUGAGAAAAACGGUGGCUGCAAUUUAGUUAGCUGCAUCUGUGGACAAGCCUUUUGUUGGCUAUGUGGUGGUGCAACGGGGCGCGAUCACACGUGGUCAAACAUCACAGGUCACAGCUGCGGUCGAUACAAAGAAGACCGCGAAAAGAAAUCGGAACGCGCAAAACGAGACCUCUACCGGUACAUGCACUACCACAAUCGCUACAAAGCUCACACGGAUUCAUUCAAACAAGAAUCAAGGCUCAAAGAAACCAUUAAAGAAAAAGUAAGAAUCUUGGAGGAGAAAGAUUCACGCCUACGAGACUUCAGUUGGGUUACAAACGGACUUUAUCGGUUGUUCAGAUCAAGGCGAGCGCUUUCCUAUUCAUACCCUUUUGCUUUUUACAUGUUUGGUGAAGAGCUUUUCAAAGAUGAAAUGACGAAAGAGGACAUGGAGAUUAAACAGCAUCUGUUUGAGGAUCAACAACAGCAACUUGAAACCAAUGUUGAGAAGCUGUCAAAGUUUAUUGAGGAACCGUUUGAUCAGUACCCCGAGGAUCGGAUCAUGGAGAUACGGAUGCAAGUUAUUAAUCUCUCUGUCAUCACCGACACCUUAUGCAAGAAAAUGUAUGAAUGUAUAGAGACGGAUUUAUUGGGCUCCCUACAAUUCGGGAUCCAUAACAUCGCUCCAUACUACUCAAAAGGAAUCGAAAAGGCUACGGAACUUUCCAUCGCUUUCCAUGCAAACUCAUGCAACAAUGACAAGCGUCAAAAGCUCCAUGACCCCACAACAACCAAUGGUGGGACAUCGGAGGAGUCUGACCGGCCUUCGGGGUCGGGCAGCUCAGAGGAGAGUGGUUUUUCUGCUCAAAAGAGGGCUAGAAAAGACGGUCAUGGUCGUGGUAUGUUUGACCUGAAUUUACCUGCUGAUGUUUGAGGUGGUGAAAACGGAAGAGGAGAGUUGCUCGUUAAUCUAGAUUAUAUAACAAGUGUAUAGCUCUGACUCUAGGGGCGACUCUGUUUUGUGAAUUCAUCUUAUUAUUUCUCCAAUCUUUUCAUAUAACUAGUUUUUAUAUAAUAUAAAGGAGAAAAACCUAUCAACUUUUUGGGUUA